AUGAACGGAAAUCGUAAAAGAUCCGGCAACUGUGGUCCUCGUUUUACUCUGAUAUGCCAUUCACCUUUACCAGCUGAUUAGUUUUUAUUUAAUUUUUUAUAAUUUUAUUAUUUAUAAUUUUAUUAAUAUAUUUCCUUAUAUAAGUCAUAAACAGAUUAUUUUUCAAAUAUUAUCCUUUAUCAAACAACAAAGUCCGCGUCGGUUUUUAAAUUAGAGCAAGCAAAGGUUUAGUUCCAGUACAGUCCAAGUUUGAAACAUAACAAUGGCUUUCUCACAGUUGGCAAAAGCGAUUGUAAGGCAGUCUGUAAGGCCUUUGGUUAUGAGGAACUUUGGGACAACCAAUACAGCAUUCAGUGGAUACAACUUUGAAUUAAGCGAGACCCAGAAAGAGUUUCAGGACACAGCAAGGAAGUUUGCCAGAGAUGAAAUUAUCCCUGUGGCAGCCGAGUAUGACAGGACCGGAAACUUCCCCUGGGAUGUUUACAAGAAGGCUUUUAAGUUGGGGUUGAUUAAUGUACAUAUACCUGAAGAACUUGGUGGAUUGGGCAUGAACGUAUUCGAUUCGUGUCUUAUCGUCGAAGAGAUCGGUUAUGCCUGUAGCGGCAUGCAAACCGCUUUAGAGGGCACCGGCCUGGGCCAAACCCCGGUACUGAUAGCGGGCAACAAGGCGCAACAAAAGAAGUACCUGGGAAGACUCCUGGAGGAGCCCCUGGUGGCAGCUUAUUGCGUCACAGAACCUGCCGCCGGAUCUGACGUCAAUGGACUCAAAACCAAAGCUGAGAAGAAGGGAGACGAGUAUAUUCUCAAUGGGCAGAAGAUGUGGAUCACCGGGGGAGGGGUCGCCAACUGGUACUUCGUGUUGGCCAGGACCAAUAUGGACCCAAAAUGCCCCGCCAGCAAGGCCUUUACCGGGUUUAUCGUGGAAAGGGACUGGCCUGGAGUAACUCCUGGAAGAAAGGAAAUCAACAUGGGCCAGAGGGCCUCAGACACCCGCGGGAUCACCUUCGAGGACGUCAGGGUGCCCAAGGAGAACGUCCUGAUGAACGAAGGAGACGGUUUCAAGAUCGCCAUGCUCACCUUCGACAAAACCCGAGCCCCGGUGGCCGCCUCCGCGGUGGGUCUGGCCCAGAGAUGUCUGGACGAGGCCUCCAAGUACGCCCUGGAGCGUAAAACCUUCGGAGUGCCGAUAAUCAAUCAUCAAGCGGUCGCUUUUAUGUUAGCCGACAUGGCCAUAGGAAUCGAGACUGGCCGCACCGCCUGGAUGAAGGCCGCCUGGGAAACCGACAGGGGGCUGAGGAACAGCUACUCGGCGGCCAUAGCGAAGUGCUGGGCCGCCGAUAUGGCUAAUAAAUGUGCCGCGGACGCCGUCCAGAUCUUCGGUGGUAACGGAUUCAACAGCGAAUAUCCCGUGGAGAAACUGAUGAGGGACGCGAAGAUUUUCCAGAUUUACGAGGGCACGUCCCAGAUCCAGAAGUUGAUUAUUUCCAGGGCUUUGGCUGACAGGGCCAAGAAUCUUUAAUUUUAAGGCUUAAGUAAGAUUAAGGAUAUUUUUGAGGUUAAGGUGAUUUUUUUACAGAAGUGUAUAUUAUUAUUAAAUAAAAUGAUAAAUUGAU
Messenger RNA from Anthonomus grandis grandis, 1613 nucleotides. It is a transcript of the gene Mcad, whose product is annotated as probable medium-chain specific acyl-CoA dehydrogenase, mitochondrial. The transcript is spliced from 11 exons. Gene Ontology annotation, biological process: fatty acid beta-oxidation; medium-chain fatty acid catabolic process. Gene Ontology annotation, molecular function: flavin adenine dinucleotide binding; medium-chain fatty acyl-CoA dehydrogenase activity. The record is from RefSeq and is a predicted model, not a curated record. Gene Ontology annotation, cellular component: mitochondrion. The coding region runs from base 263 to 1519 and encodes 418 amino acids. NCBI's taxonomy places the organism in Eukaryota, Metazoa, Arthropoda, Insecta, Coleoptera, Curculionidae.